Molecule: messenger RNA, 1614 nt
Organism: Fusarium graminearum PH-1
Lineage: Eukaryota; Fungi; Ascomycota; Sordariomycetes; Hypocreales; Nectriaceae
Exons: 2
Coding region: 1-1614 (537 amino acids)
Molecular function (GO): protein binding
Source: RefSeq, a predicted model, not a curated record
AUGUCAGAUUCCUCCUCGACGGAGCUGGGCAUGACUCAAAUCCACACGGCCAUACGCAGCGAUAAUAUGGAUAUCAUCGAACGUUGGCUGAAUGAUGGACAUCACCGGAAGGAAAGACUGCGCCUGGCUGAUGAGCAUAAAACCAUGCAUUUCGCGGUGCAGCACGAUGCUUUAAGAGUCUUCAAGCAUCUAGUGGAUGCUGGUUGUGACCCAUAUACAACAAAUGAUCAGGGAAACCUACGAGUCCAUGAAGCCGUUCGCAGAUCCGAAUCCCGCUACCUUGAAGUUUUGAGGACGUUCAAAGACGCGGGCGUCAGCCUUUUUACCCCUGACGCUAGGGGGAACAAUAUCCUUCAUAUUUACUGGAUAAUCCGCGAGGAAGCACAUGGCUUUUUCAAACACAUGUACGAUCUGGAUCCUCAAGAUGAGGAUACGAGCACGAUAAUUUGGUUGGCGGAGGAGCUUAUAUGUCGAGGACUUGAAAUCAAUCAGCCGGGGUCAGGUUACAACAGAGAUUCUGCUGUCAACCAUCACAUCCGCAAACAUUCCUUUCAAUUUGCCGAGCUACUACUUCAGAACGGCGCUAGCCCGCUCAUUGAUGGCGUACUAUCAUUUGAAGCCAUACGCUCAGCUAUUGAAGUCGACAAUGUAGCCUUUCUGGAGCUCAUUGUAACGCAUACAGGUAAGCUGUCGGCGGAAGUGAGUUGGACUGAUUUGGAGCCCUUCUAUGCCGUAAACGAGAACGCGGCCAGAGAUCUUCUCGUAGACCCAGCGAACGCACUGCAUGUGGCAUCUACCUCGAAAAGCUUUGCCUGCUUGAAAUAUCUACUUGAGGAAGGUCUAGCGAAAGAAGCUCUGGUGCAGCACCAGGACUCUACCCCAUUGCACGUUGCAGCAUUCAUGGGUUCAGUGGAAGCUGUGGAACUCCUCUUAGGACAUGGAUUGAAUGUUGCGGCUAGAAAUAGCCUUUAUCAAACACCACUGCAUUUGGCAGCGCAAGUGGGAAGCUUGGCUGUAGUGAAGUGUCUACUUCGACAUGGUGCGUCGGAUUGCUUCGAUGCGUUUGUCAAGACGGCAGAGACAGUCGCUCUUGAGUUGGGAUUCGUCGGAAUUGUGUAUACCUUGCAAGAGGCAAAGAACGAGGAAGCUCGUCGAGAACAUGGAAAGCGUCGAGGACCCGAGAAGACGCGGGACCACUUGGCAACAGAACUUGAGAGAGCGGUUAGGGCGUAUAACUACACAGGUAUAACGACUCUGAUGGAUUCAGAGUGCUCGAUCGAUGUUCACAUGCCUAAAAGACAGGGCGGGUCAGCACUUAUAUUGGCGCUGGAGCUAGAGAGUCCUGCCAUGGUGAAAUGGCUUUUCGAGCACGGGGCAAGCGUACUGUCUGCCAAGUAUACAAACGGAGUCGAGGAUAGUGCCAUCGAGAUUGCGUCGGCUCGAGCCAUCUUUAGCAAUCAACUGACAGAUAUCGUGAGGAGGUAUUGGUUGCAGGGAGGGAAUCUUGUCACCGACGAGGACUUUCCCUUCCACGACGCUGUAUGGAACAGCAACACGUUGGGUCUUUCCGCUCUGAUCAACGAAUGUAGAACACAUAUUGACGCCAAGGGGUAG